Messenger RNA from Hyaloscypha bicolor E, 816 nucleotides. Its product is annotated as haloacid dehalogenase. Bases 1 to 816 code for a protein of 271 amino acids. Gene Ontology annotation, molecular function: hydrolase activity, acting on halide bonds, in C-halide compounds. The record is from RefSeq and is a predicted model, not a curated record. Lineage: Eukaryota; Fungi; Ascomycota; Leotiomycetes; Helotiales; Hyaloscyphaceae. The transcript has a single exon.
AUGGCUUCAGAGUAUGAUAUCAUCAAAACCCCUCCAAAGGGCCUCACAUUUGACGUUUUUGGUACUGUGGUAGACUGGAGGAAGACCGUUACAUCCACACUCAUACACAGCGCCCUUGACAAGACCACUUCAUCCUCGCGAUCCGCAAAUCUCUCUCCACCAAUUCGAACACGAUUAUCACAGCUCACGGAUGAAGACUGGGGUGGCUUUGCUCAAGAAUGGAGAAAUAGUUACAAGAAGUUUGUGAGCACUUUCAUGCCAGGUGAAACGGAGUGGAGAGAUAUUGAUACGCAUCAUCACCUUGCUCUUAUUGCUCUCCUCAAGAAGUGGGAGCUUGAGGGUCUCUACAGCGAUGAAGAGGUCAAGGAUUUGAGUCUCAUCUGGCAUUAUCUCGAUCCAUGGAUAGACUCUUCCACUGGGUUGCAGAAGUUGGGGACUAAGUUCAUCACGUCGACAUUAUCAAAUGGCAAUCAAUCACUGCUGAAAGAUUUGGAUCAGCAUGGAAAUUUAGGCUUCAAAAAGUUGCAAUCAUCGGCAGACUUCAAGGCGUACAAGCCGCAUCCAAGUGUGUAUAAGGGCGCAGCGAAGGCAUUGGAGUUGGAGCCGGGAGAGGUUGCGAUGGUUGCUGCACAUCUUAAUGAUUUGAAGGCUGCAAGAGGCUAUGGGUUCCGGACAAUCUAUGUAGAGCGUAGGCAAGAGGAAGAUUGGAGCCCGGAGCAGGAGGAAUAUAAGGAGGCAAAGACCUGGGUUGACAUGUGGAUUACGGAGCGCGAAGAUGGUUUCUUAGAAGUGGCAAGGAGGUUUGGGAUUAAGUGA